Aspergillus fischeri NRRL 181 is the source of this 375-nucleotide messenger RNA. RefSeq lists its product as uncharacterized. The coding region runs from base 1 to 375 and encodes 124 amino acids. Lineage: Eukaryota; Fungi; Ascomycota; Eurotiomycetes; Eurotiales; Aspergillaceae. The transcript is spliced from 2 exons. The record is from RefSeq and is a predicted model, not a curated record.
AUGGCCAGACAACCCUCAUUGGACUCGGAGCGACCUAUCAUGGCCAAAUCUAAUCGCACGUCCAAAAGAUUUUCGACCGUGAGCGGUAGCCCAUCACUUGCACCAUCGGAACAGACCAUCGGAAGCCUACCUAGUGGUGAUCCCAGACUGGCUGAGUUCAACCACCUGCGCGAUGGCCUCGAGCGUCUAGAGAACAAACCCCUUCUGAAACAACGUUUUGUCCCUACACCAGAGAAAAGCGACAACCUCAGCAAGCUGGCCCUUGGUGCAAAGGUGGAACGCGCACUGGGGCGACGAAUGACUGGUCAAGAUGCCGUCAUGCGGAAGCCCGUUCUAGAUGAGAAGGUCGCUGCUUCGGAGACCACAGCAGCUUAA